AAUCUAUGAGAAGAUCGCAAGCAGUCGUACUGAGGGGAACAGGUUGAGCGGAGCAGGAGACUUCGUGUAUUCAAAACUGUUGGUUGUAGAUUGUAACCGGACCCAACACGCAAACUGGAAGGGCUCAGCGCAGCGUGGGUGCCCAGGGAUCCACUGCCUGAGUGCACGGAGGCCAGCGGCCGAGGCCCCAGAGACAUGAACCACACCAAGGACGGCCUGGUUAUCUUCACCGCCAACUCGCACCCCUCCAGCCGCGAGCUGGGCAAGAGGAUUUCAGAGCGGUUAGGGGUGGAGCUUGGCAAGGUGCAGGUGUACCAGGAGACUAACAGAGAAACGCGGGUGCAGGUCCAAGAGUCGGUGCGGGGCAAAGAUGUCUUCGUGAUCCAGACGGUGUCCAAGGACGUGAACACCACCAUCAUGGAGAUGCUGAUCCUGGUGUACGCGUGUAGGACGUCCUGCGCCAGGAGCAUCACAGGCGUCCUCCCCUACUUCCCCUACAGCAAGCAGUGCAAGAUGAGGAAGAGGGGCUCCAUCGUCUCCAAGCUCAUCGCCUCCAUGAUGUGUAAAGCUGGACUCACCCACCUGAUCACAAUGGACCUCCAUCAGAAGGAGAUCCAAGGCUUCUUCAACAUCCCAGUGGACAAUCUGAGAGCCUCCCCCUUCCUGCUGCAGUACAUACAGGAAGAGAUCCCCGACUAUAGAAAUGCUGUGAUUGUGGCCAAAUCCCCCGCCUCUGCCAAAAGGGCUCAGUCGUUUGCCGAGCGGCUGCGUCUGGGCAUAGCGGUGAUCCACGGCGAAGCUCAGGACGCGGAGUCGGACCAGGUAGAUGGGCGACACUCCCCCCCCACCGUCAAGACCAGCAGAGCCAUCCACCCCAGCAUGGACAUCCCACUGUUGAUCCCCAAAGAGAAGCCUCCCAUAACUGUGGUCGGAGACGUAGGAGGACGCAUCGCCAUCAUAGUGGAUGACAUCAUCGACGACGUCGACAGUUUCGUGGCAGCGGCGGAGACGUUGAAGGAAAGGGGGGCCUACAAGAUCUAUGUCAUGGCAACGCACGGCAUCCUCUCCCUGGACGCCCCCAGGUUCAUAGAGGAGUCGGCCAUCGACGAGGUGGUGGUGACCAACACGAUUCCCCACGAGCUCCAGAAGCUCCAGUGUCCAAAGAUCAAAACCGUUGACAUCAGCAUUAUCCUGUCGGAGGCCAUCCGCCGCAUCCACAACGGAGAGUCUAUGUCCUACCUGUUCCGCAACAUCGGAAUGGACGACUGAAACACACACAAACACACACACACACACACACACACACACACACAUACACACAUACACACACACACACAUACACACACACACACACAAACACACAAUUUGCCUUGUCAGGUCUCUUCAGAAACAUAGAGGUGAACGUCAAACACUGAAAUCGUUACACACAUUGAAAUGAUGUACAUGUCCUGCUUGUAUCAUAAACAUAAAGGCAACCCCUUUUUUCUUUGAGGGGCAGUCACGAUUGUUUUGAAGCGGGGUUGUUUGAGGUACUCCUACAUCGUCAGUGUUUCACCUCCAGUAGAUGGCGGUCAGCACGCCCCCAUUUUGGAGAAACGGACAGAAGUAGAAAAGCAAUGUACUGCUGUGAGCCGGGGCAACAGCAAUACACCUAAAAGGAGAUGUUUAAAUGUACGCUAUGUUAAGAAUCUAUUCAGCGCUUUACCUUCCCAUCAGACGGGGAACUGAAGCCGUUCUCUACGCUCUCUUCAAAGUCACUAGAAAAAACCUUUUAGAAGACGAUAGUUGCUGUUUUACCGCGGCCUCGAUCUGUUAGUUUAACGUUACUGUGGGACUGGUGAAUGAGAGCCAACCCUUUAAAUAUAAGUCACACAGUAACGCAAACGAUAGCCGCGGUGAACUGUGAACUCCCUGUGUUCUGUGAGGUAGAAUGACGGGUUUUGUCGAAGGAGUGUUAUGACUUUGAGGAAAGCGUAGAGAAUGGCUUCGGUUCCCUGUCAGAAAGGGCCGUCUUGACAUGAAGGUAGAGCGCUGGAAAGAUUCUAUCGUAGCGUACAUUAUUAUUUUCCGGUGUUGCUGUCGCCCUCAUCCACAGCAGCAUAUCGCUUCACUUCUGUGCUGGAUUAGCACCUCAUACAACCCCACUGCAAAAAAAAUCAGAACACACACUGAUCUGUGCCCUCAAUAGAUGACUCUGUCUCUCUCUCUGCUCCCCUCCUUGUCAAACGGCACAAAAACCUCAGUUUUUUUUAAAACUCAUCUUGUCUACAUUUUGUUUCCCAUGUCUCCAUAGAAAUUAAUGUAAGACAUGAACAUUUGUUAGCAUUGAUUCCCCCUUGCAGCAAAGUCUCCUUUUACUAACGGCAUCAGAAAGAGUGCCAGUGCCUUCUCCAGGACACGCUCCAAACACACAGGCCGACACGCCACUCGGCUAACGGAGCUGAUGAAUACCGGCCCCUUGUACUGGAGCCAGGGAUGUUCAGGUUCCCAGCUAAUUAAUUGCAGCAGAGCAUCAGAGCACAUGUUGAACCCCUUUCUGUUUAUUUAUGGCAUCCCAAUGUGUAGCUGCUUCAGACUCCUGCUAACUGGUUGCCAGAGCGCUGAGAUGCUGGUGUCAAAUCUAAUCAUUGCUAAAGCUGAACUGGAAGUACGUCUCGGUCCGGUCAAAAAACUAAUGUUUUUACGGCGUUUCAUGAGUCAACCAUGUAACAUUGUGUGCCAUCAUUUCAAUGCCUAUUCAUAUUUUUUAUAUUUGCCAUAAAUGAGUUGUUGCCCCUCCAGCUGGAGGGCUGUGGGCAUUUUUACACUCCGGUUAGAAGUGGAAGGUUGUUCUUAAUUAUGCGUUUAAAUUGUCAGGAAAGCUGCUCAGACGCACCUGCAGGAAGAGUAAAUCAAAACUUUUUACAUUUUUUUUUUCUGACAAGCAACACUUGACUGAAGCAGGUCUUUGUCACUUUACCAGAUGUGUUCCCAAAAAAUAAAGGUUUUGUAUUUAUUUUCAGCACUUCUUAUGAAUAAAUAUGACCUAUGAAAUGAG
Molecule: messenger RNA, 3037 nt
Organism: Cyclopterus lumpus (lumpfish)
Lineage: Eukaryota; Metazoa; Chordata; Actinopteri; Perciformes; Cyclopteridae
Gene: prpsap2
Product: phosphoribosyl pyrophosphate synthetase-associated protein 2
Exons: 11
Coding region: 196-1269 (357 amino acids)
Biological process (GO): 5-phosphoribose 1-diphosphate biosynthetic process; purine nucleotide biosynthetic process
Cellular component (GO): ribose phosphate diphosphokinase complex; cytoplasm
Molecular function (GO): ribose phosphate diphosphokinase activity; magnesium ion binding
Source: RefSeq, a predicted model, not a curated record